AUGGAAGGCUCUGUUAAGGACGAUUUGACACCGGAACUCAUCGAUGCUGCUGUUGCGUUUGUGGAGGAAGCUGCUCGGUCUGAGAAGAAUAUGAAAAAAAGAGUUUACUACAAUGAACGUGGCACCUCUGUGACUGUGGAGAGUAUACGACCGAUUAUCGAUGCUUAUCAGACACAUUUGGCUCUGCGCGUUGGUCAUGAUCGGCACCUCUGUCCAGCCUGGAGGUCCAAAUACCUUGUUGAUCGUGCUAAGGCACGAGACAACUCUAAACCAUCGAAAUACAACAUGGAUAGUGCGCUGAGCAGAGCUGGAGCAGUACGUAGGGUUCUGGACGAGUAUACCGUCCGUGAUAAGCGACUAGCAAUAGCAAUUGAUAUGGAAGAGGCAAACCGUAUUACACCUGGCAAAUAUCCAGACGUCACUAAGUGGCCUAUCAUACCUCAGAUCGACAUGCCAUUACAAGAGGACGGGAACUCUUGUGGCCUUUUUGUGAUUCAAGUUAUGGAGCGUUGGGACGGGGAUCGAUGGACCGCCGAUUUUACCCAGGGCACCAGUAAUGCAAGGAGAAGGCAUCUGGUCGCCGAGUUGGUUCUCUCGCCUACCAACACGCUUGAAUGUGUGAAGAACAAAAUCCGCGACAUCGCAAAGAAAAGCAAGGCGUGA
Messenger RNA from Aegilops tauschii subsp. strangulata, 663 nucleotides. RefSeq lists its product as uncharacterized. NCBI's taxonomy places the organism in Eukaryota, Viridiplantae, Streptophyta, Magnoliopsida, Poales, Poaceae. The record is from RefSeq and is a predicted model, not a curated record.